AUGGGUCACAUACAUGGUCCCGGGAAGGUCCUGUGCCGGUUGGCUCUGCCAUAUUCCAGCAGUGUCCCCACCUGGCUGAAUGUGACAUCUAAUGAUGUGAAGGGCCAAAUUUACAACCUGGCCAGGAAGGGCCUGACUCCCUCACAAAUCGGUGUGACCCUGAGAGACUCUCACAGUGUUGCACAAGUAUGUUUUGUGAUAGGUAAUAAAAUCUUGAGAAUCCUUAAGUCUAAAGGACUUGUUCCUGAUGUCUCUGAGGAUCUCUGCCACUUAACUAAGAAAGCAGUUGCUGUUCGAAAGCAUCUGGAGAGGAAGAGAAAGGAUAAAUAUACCCACUUCCUUGUGAUCCUCAUUGAGAGGCGAAUUCACUGA
Molecule: messenger RNA, 372 nt
Organism: Octodon degus (degu)
Lineage: Eukaryota; Metazoa; Chordata; Mammalia; Rodentia; Octodontidae
Product: 40S ribosomal protein S13-like
Exons: 1
Coding region: 1-372 (123 amino acids)
Biological process (GO): translation
Cellular component (GO): ribosome; cytosolic small ribosomal subunit; nucleolus
Molecular function (GO): structural constituent of ribosome; small ribosomal subunit rRNA binding
Source: RefSeq, a predicted model, not a curated record